AUGGAACCCGCCGCGGCCGCCGGAGAGUCCCGUGAUCCGCCGCCGUCACCGCCCCCGGAGGAUCUCUCCACUGUGGAGCCUUCACCCUCCUCCUCUUCCUCCUCCUUCGCCACGGCUGUUGUUGCCCCGGGAACGCAGGCGCCGGCGCCUCCGGGGGCGCGGGAGGUCGCGGCGGCGAUGGAGGCGGUGGAGCGGGACGCGUCUGCCAUCGCCGAGAGCUACGCCUCCCUCUUCGCCUCCCUCCGCGUUGCCCUCUCAAACCACUUGAAGCAUCUUCGAAAGGAAAUAAAUACAUCAAUUCGUGCUUGA
Messenger RNA from Miscanthus lutarioriparius, 309 nucleotides. The record is from the annotation of a GenBank genome assembly. NCBI's taxonomy places the organism in Eukaryota, Viridiplantae, Streptophyta, Magnoliopsida, Poales, Poaceae.